Messenger RNA from Saccostrea cuccullata (small rock oyster), 984 nucleotides. RefSeq lists its product as uncharacterized. The coding region runs from base 1 to 984 and encodes 327 amino acids. Gene Ontology annotation, molecular function: 3'-5'-DNA exonuclease activity; nucleic acid binding. Gene Ontology annotation, cellular component: cytoplasm. Lineage: Eukaryota; Metazoa; Mollusca; Bivalvia; Ostreida; Ostreidae. The transcript has 4 exons. The record is from RefSeq and is a predicted model, not a curated record. Gene Ontology annotation, biological process: DNA catabolic process.
AUGGCGGCAAAUGCCGAGAGGAUGAUGGUGGAGCUGAAAUCGGUUACCAAUUUUACAAGCCUAAAUGACGUCAACCAAAUAAAAAUAAAUGGAAGUAAAUACGUGAAUACGACUGUUGGGCUAUCUCCUGGAACACACACUGAACAGUAUGCCACAAAGAUGACAAAGAGGAAGGCCAUGCAAGAGAAGUCACAACUACCAUCAAUGAAACGCAGGAGAAUGAUCCUUAAGCAAGAGCGUGCUAUUGUUCAGAGUUCAUCAGAAGUUCUUGAGGGAAUUUCGUACCAAUCAGGUAUUGGACAUGAUGCUGAUACUGAUAUUGAAAGUUUACCAGAUGCCAUACCGAGGGGCAUUUUUAAGCCCAUUAGUUUGAGGGAAGGAGACGUUGCAUCCUUUGUUACAUUUUACUUGGAAACUACUGACCUCAUUCAUGGACGAGUAUUUUCUCAUAGUACACAAAUGGCAGCCUAUGAACGUCAUUCUAGAGCAACUUUUUCUGUUUAUGUGACACCAAGAUUGCAAAUAUCAAGUUCUGCACAGCAAGUAAUUGGCAUAGCUAUGAAUAGUUCCAACUGUAUGACUGUCAGUGGUAGACCCGUAGAUGCUUUAGGGGUACAUGACGCAUUUGAUAGUUUCAUCAAAUGGAUCAAUACAUUUCCAAAUGCAGUGUUGAUUUCCCAUAAUGGACGAAGGUUUUACUUUCCUGUACUUAUGAAUACCAUUAUGAAUAUUGGUCAACUAAAUGAGUUGUUUGGCAGUGUAUGCGGGUUUAUUGACUCACUUUCAGUGUUUAGAAAAGUGUAUCCAGAAAGAAAAUCAUACAAAAGCAAACAAGACGAUUUAGUAAAUUCACUAUUGAACACAAGUUAUGAUGCUCACAAUGCAAUUGGUGAUGUCAACGCCUUAGGAAAAUUGAUUGGGCAUUUGACGCUUUCAACACAAGAGCUUAAAUUGUAUACAUUUUCGUUACUGGCUAAUAUGUAG